Molecule: messenger RNA, 1452 nt
Organism: Laccaria bicolor S238N-H82
Lineage: Eukaryota; Fungi; Basidiomycota; Agaricomycetes; Agaricales; Hydnangiaceae
Exons: 8
Coding region: 1-1452 (483 amino acids)
Biological process (GO): proteolysis
Molecular function (GO): aspartic-type endopeptidase activity
Source: RefSeq, a predicted model, not a curated record
AUGUUUUUCCUCCCUCAAUACGCACUCGCCCUCUUCCUCUUCCCCCCUGUUGCCCUUGCAGACCCCAUCCACAUUCCACUCACUCGUCGCUCGUCAGGUAAUCGUGACAUCAACUAUUAUGUUUCUGCAGCGAAGCAUCUGCAGGCCAAGUACAACAUAAUGGGGAACUCCUCACCUCACGGAAAGAGGGCGAGCUCUGAUUCAAUACAAACCAUUGGCAUCGACCUGUUCUCAGAUGCGGCUUAUGCUGCACUCAUAAAGAUCGGAACCCCACCACAAUCACUCAAGGUCAUCCUCGCCACAGGAGCGUCUGACUUUUUGGUUUUAGACACCUUAUGCACCUCCUGCAAUUCUACGAUCCCGUUAUUCGACCCCUCAAAAUCCUCAUCAAUCACUUCAGCAUAUGCCAAUGGCACGAUCUCUUUCAAUGCAUCCAGCAGCGCGAGUGGAAUAAUCGCACAAGAUGUGGUUUCCAUGGGCAAUUUCAUCGUUCAAAAUCAAACAUUUUUGGCCGUUGACAAGAUCGUGGGUGGCUUUUUUGGAGGUACAGUAUCAGGGGUUAUGGGUCUUGCGUUCUCUGCUGUUUCUGUCACGCGCUCGACUCCAUUUUGGCAGGCGUUAGGAAACCAAUUGGCUGUCCCUGAGAUGGCCUUCUAUCUUGCUCGAUUCAAGGAUGAUUCCAGUGCCCAGGUAGAUGAACCAGGAGGUGUGUUUACCCUCGGAGGAACAAACUCGACGCUAUUCACUGGUGAUAUUGAAUUUUUGGCAAUGCCUUCGGGUACCCCAACCUAUUGGAUUCUCGCCAUGUCCGCAAUCACUGUGCAAGGACAGUCUGUUCAAAUCAUGACAGGCACUAAUGUUUUCUUUGACACUAGCACUACCUUUAUCGGUGGUCCAACUGCUGAUGUCAAUGCCAUUUGGGCAGCCGUUCCGGGCUCAGCCGUUGCUGUGAAUUACACAGGAUUCUUCUCUUUCCCCUGCUUUACCUCGGUUCAAGUGACACUUUCCUUCGGGGGCAAGGCGUGGCCGAUAAAGGUGACCGACAUCAACCUUGGCCAGAUUUCGCAUGGGAGUUCGCAAUGCCUUGGAGCCAUUGCCGAUAUAAACAUCGCCACUAACUAUUCUGGUCCUCCUGCCUGGGUUGUUGGGAAUUCCUUCUUGAAGAACGUGUAUUCUGUCUUCCGUGCCAGCCCUCCUUCAAUUGGGUUCGCACAGCUUUCCAGUGUGGCUGGCGGAAUAGGUGAGAGAGAGAACAGUCUGGUCUUCCCAGUGACUUCAUCUUCACUUCUCCUUCCAGGCGCUCCAAACAGCAAUGAUUCCUCGACAACCAAUGGCGCUGGUGGCUCUGGUGGCUCUGGAAAGAGCAAUGGCGGAUCAUCAAUCAGAAUUACAUUGCCUGCCAUGCUGACCACCGCAACCAUUGCCAGUGUUGUCCUCAUGUCCUUGUUGUAA